AUGCCCUGCAUUUUGCCCAUCCGUUCUGGCCCCCGCGGAUUACCAGCUUUUGGCAAAACUCUCUUGGUCCCUUGCAAGUAUCUUUGCUGCCCGAAGUGGGUGCAGAGGUACUUCUGGAUCAUGACUCUUCCCCUGUUACGGUGUAGGUAA
This is a messenger RNA of Colletotrichum abscissum, 150 nucleotides long. RefSeq lists its product as uncharacterized. The transcript has a single exon. Lineage: Eukaryota; Fungi; Ascomycota; Sordariomycetes; Glomerellales; Glomerellaceae. The record is from RefSeq and is a predicted model, not a curated record. The coding region runs from base 1 to 150 and encodes 49 amino acids.